CACCCGUAAAGUGCACGACACGUCAGAUUUUUUUUGUUUUUGUACUUAUAUGUUUGAAGCGGUUGCAUUAAAUGGAAAUUCGCAACAGCAAUAAUGACAAAUAGCAGAUAGUACAAAAUUUUCAAUUCAUUUAAAAUUUCAAAACUCAAAACGAAAAAUCUGUCAUACGAAACAAAUCUGUAUCGCAGUCACCGCCGCCACGAGGAGACCGAAAAAGUUGACCAAAAACGGACAUAAAAUCUAUAACAAGCGCAACAACAAACACUGAAGACUCGUUAGAGAGGGGAGGUAGGAAGAGGCAGCAGAUUAGCAGCUGUGCUGGGGUGUGUGCGUGUCGUUUUGAAAUAAUCUUCAAAAUCACAACUGGCUCACACGCCCACCAAGAAAUUGACGAUACGCCCACAUCUUGAAGGCGCAUAACCACGUCAUGGCUUUACCUUUGAGCGAUUUGCUGAUGCUUGGCCAUGGAGAUAAAAAAUUGGCUGCUUGUGUCCUGAUUUUGCUCUUGGAGCUUUUCAUGGAAGGUGCUGAGGCAGUCCCCAAUCAAGCUGAUAUCGACAAUCAUCUGGAGUUGGGAAAAGAGUUUCUGGCUCGCGGUCAACUGUCGGAUGCCCUUACGCAUUAUCAUGCAGCUGUAGAGGGCGAUCCUACCAAUUAUUUGACUUUGUUUAAGCGUGGUACCGUCUAUCUAGCCCUGGGCAAGACUCGCUUUGCCAUUCAGGACUUCAGCCGUGUCCUGGAACUGAAACCAGACUUUACAGCGGCGCGUACUCAACGCGGUGUUGUCUAUAUGAAGAGUGGUGAAUACGAAUUGGCCCUCACAGAUUUCGAGGAAGUGCUGCAGGAUGAGCCGAAUAACCCAAUGAUUCAUGAGCAUUAUGGCCGUAUUCAACCGGCAAUAGAACAAUGGCAGUUGGUGCAGCAGCUAAUCGGACAUGAGGACUACCAGAAUGCCAUACCAAUGGUCACACAGCUGUUGGAGAUUUCGCCAUGGUCAGUCGGAUUCCGACAGGCACGCUCCGAUCUUUAUGUGGAGGUAAAUGAUCCAUUGUCAGCCAUUGCUGAUAUGCGACAGGUUAAUCGCCUCAGUCAGGACAGCACUGAAGGUCACUACAAUAUAGCCAAGAUGCUUUACAGAAUUGGUCAUGCCACCAAUGCUUUGAAAGAAAUACGCGAAUGUUUGAAAUUUGAUCCCGAGCACAAACUUUGCUUUCCCUUCUACAAGAAACUGCGAAAGGUGGAGAAGCAGCUGGUUAACGCUGAACAGGCUCGUGAGGAAAAACAAUUCCAGGAUUGCAUUACAGCUGGCGAGGCAGUACUAAAGCACGAGCCGGAGGAAUCAAUGAUCCGCUAUGAAGGACACAAAGCUCUCUGCGCCUGCUACACUGGGAACGAGGAAUAUGGCAAAGCCCUCACUCACUGCAAGGAUGCGCUGGACAUUAUGAAGGAUGCUCAGGUUUACUGUGAUCGUGCCGAAGCUUUGCUUGGCACCGAAAUGUAUGAUGAUGCCAUACACGCCUAUCAGGCAGCCCUCGAUCUCGAUGAGAACAACUCACGAGCGAAAGAGGGCAUUUUGCGGGCCAAAAAUCUGCAGAAACAAUCGGAACGCAGGGAUUACUAUAAGAUUCUCGGAGUAAAGCGAACUGCGAACAAACAGGAAAUCGUUAAGGCCUAUCGCAAGGCGGCCCAAAAAUGGCAUCCCGACAACUUCAGGGACGAGGAGAAGAAAGUGGCUGAGAAGAAAUUCAUCGACAUUGCCGCCGCCAAGGAAGUUCUAACAGAUCCCGAGAAGCGGCAACAAUUCGACAAUGGGGAAGAUCCUCUUGAUCCGGAAAGUGGUAGACAGCACUUCCGUGGCGAACAUCCGUUCGCACACUUCCAGCAUGGAUCGCCCUUCCAGUUCAAGUUCCAUUUCAAUUAGUCAAACCCAAAAUCAGAUCCCAUCAGCCCGCUCCCACAAUAGCGUGUAAAUAUUAGCCUAAAAUUUUGGAUAACUGAAACGCAAGCAAAUUAACAAAAAAAAAACACAAACAACACACAAAACGCAAACGAAGGGAAAAAACAACACUGAAAGUUUAUAUUUAAUUAGUUUAUUUAAUUAACAAUAAUUAUAAUGUAGUACAUUUUUCUAAUUAUAUGUAUAAAGAGAAAAAAGAAAAACAAAAAAAAGCCGAGAAUCCAGAAA
Messenger RNA from Drosophila willistoni, 2185 nucleotides. It is a transcript of the gene P58IPK, whose product is annotated as dnaJ homolog subfamily C member 3. Bases 428 to 1921 code for a protein of 497 amino acids. Gene Ontology annotation, cellular component: endoplasmic reticulum. The record is from RefSeq and is a predicted model, not a curated record. The transcript is spliced from 3 exons. NCBI's taxonomy places the organism in Eukaryota, Metazoa, Arthropoda, Insecta, Diptera, Drosophilidae. Gene Ontology annotation, molecular function: protein-folding chaperone binding; misfolded protein binding. Gene Ontology annotation, biological process: protein folding in endoplasmic reticulum.